Eriocheir sinensis (Chinese mitten crab) is the source of this 6312-nucleotide messenger RNA. Its product is annotated as TBC1 domain family member 13-like. The transcript is spliced from 10 exons. Bases 58 to 1278 code for a protein of 406 amino acids. Gene Ontology annotation, molecular function: GTPase activator activity. Gene Ontology annotation, biological process: intracellular protein transport; activation of GTPase activity. The record is from RefSeq and is a predicted model, not a curated record. NCBI's taxonomy places the organism in Eukaryota, Metazoa, Arthropoda, Malacostraca, Decapoda, Varunidae.
UCACUAUUACAGGAUGAGGAGCACUCUACCCCCACGGCCUCUAUGCCCCAGUGAGCCAUGGCUGCAUACAAGGCGAGGCUGCUGGAGUUCGACGGCCUGCUGCAGGAGGAUGUGAUCGACGUGAAGCGGCUGCGACACCUGUGCUUCAGCGGAGUGCCAGAUGAGGGAGGUCGGCGGGCACUGUGCUGGAAGUUGAUGCUCCACUACCUGCCCCUGGACAGGAGUCAGUGGAAUGACACGCUUAACAAGAAGAGGGCAGAGUACCGGCACUUUGUGGAGGAGAUGGUGGUGGAGCCAGCCAGGCUGAGCAAGAAUGGGAGUGGAAACAACCACGUGGACGACCACCCCCUCAACCCCAACCCUGAGUCACAGUGGGGCUCGUUCUUCAAGGAUAACGAAGUGCUGGCCCAGAUUGAUAAGGAUGUGAGACGGUUGUGUCCUGACAUCAUGUUCUUCCAGCGGGGGACACAAUUUCCCUGCGAAGUGAUAGUGAAUGACCCAGAGGUGGAGAGACUGCAUCGCCGUGUGACUCAGUCCUCCCUGGCCGCCUCUGCUGUCAUCAGGAAAGGUCUCGGCAUCACAAAGAUGGAGUCCUCAAGCCGGAGAUCUGCCCAGACUGAGGACUACCACCCACUCCCGCCUGGCUCAGAGGCCCACUGGGAGGUGGUGGAGAGGAUCCUGUUCAUCUACGCCAAGCUCAACCCCGGCCAGUCCUACGUGCAGGGCAUGAAUGAAAUUAUUGGGCCAAUCUACUACACAUUUGCCAAUGACCCAAACUUAGCCUUCAGAGAAAAUGCUGAGGCAGAUUGUUUCUGGUGCUUCAUUGCCCUGAUGGGCGAGAUACGUGACUUCUUCAUUCGCACACUGGACGACAGUGAGAGUGGCAUCGGGGCCAUGAUGGAGCGACUCAUGGCCAACCUGAGGCACCACGACCACCAGCUGUGGAACCGUCUCAGGACGCAGGAACUCCGGCCACAGUUUUUCAGCUUUAGGUGGCUCACACUGCUGCUGUCCCAGGAAUUUGAUCUUCCAGAUGUGAUUCGAGUGUGGGACUCUCUCUUUGCUGAUGCUGAUCGCUUCAGUUAUCUGAUUCAAGUCUGCACAGCAAUGAUGGUGUCUCAAAGAGAUGUUAUGCUUCAGAAUGAUUUUGGUUCCAAUAUGAAGAUCCUCCAGCACUACCCACCAGUGGACGUACAGGUGCUGCUGAGCAAAGCUACAGAGUUGAAGGAAGGCGGCGUGACCCCUGGCGACGUAUCCCCCCAAGAGGAGUCAAGUUGACCCCCAGAAGAGCAGGACAGCGAUGCCAGUCGGUAGUAUUAUUGGAGCCUUUCAUCGGGGCACCAUGAGUGGGGUAUGAUUCCUUAUUACACUUGUUAUUCUCAUUAUUUAGAGAUUUUAUCCUGGGUUGUGGGUGAAGGGUCUGGCUUGAUUACUGGUAAGGAGCUUUGGUGGUCUGCACAGCUGAGUAGGCCGAGAGACAAAUGGCUGGCUGCGUUGUGCUGUGGCAGUGCACUCCUUCCUUCACGUGGUUUUAUAUUCAGAUCUGUUGUUUCAAGGAUUUGUAGUAACAAGUUUUUUGUGAUAUUUUUUUCCAUACAAGAGCUUCUACUUAAUACAUAUUUUGCCACAAUGUCUCUGUGGUGGAAAAAUCUUAAUUCAGUGUAACACAAUAUUUGCACAAAGAAAAUGUACUACUUAGGUUAGCAUUUGAGUAAUUGCAAAUGUUUGCUUUCAGUACCUUCAUUCAUAUUCACUUAACAGGUACACAUUUCAGUGGUUCAGCAUACAAUAUGAGUUUUUUUCAUCUCUUUUGGUACCAGUCAAAGUUUUUGUCCUUUGUUAAAGGGAUAGGCUCUCUAUCCUUCCAAAGAGCUAUGAUUAAGCCUAACCAUUUCUACGGUUAUUGAUCUUCAUUUAUUGCCUCUAUCCUCUUAGUCUUUUUCCUGUUUACAAUCUGUCAUGUGGAUUCAUGAAUAUCUUUGCUGAAUGGUUUACUGUCAAGCCACUGACUGGUUGUCAUACAUAUUUUUAUAAUCAAAACUGCACAAUGCCCUGAUUUGCCUAUUAUUAUUAUUAAUAUUCUUAUUGUUAUUAUAAUUAUUAUUAUUGUUUAUCAUUGUCAUCGUCAUUGUUAAUAGUUCAAGUGCUGGUGUACAGUUUGGUGGCGUCAAGGCAGCACCACGGGGUACACAGCAUGUGUUGGAGGAGCCUCAGUGAGGGCUGGGGAGGUGACUGCUCAGGCUUGUCUGCUGCAACAGGCGGGUUACUGAGUUCACUUUCACAAUCAUUUAUAAUUAUAGUUACGUGUAACUCUACAAACUAUGCCAGUGUUGUGACUUUUGUACAAUUUUCUAUGUACUACUUAUCAAAAAGUCUCAGAGACUUGUGACCCUGAUUUACAGGUGUCAGGGGUAGGAGUAGUUGGUUAUAUCGAGUGUUAGUUGCUUCCAAAUCAGGAAUAUGUGAUAUAUUAUUGUUAAUAUUCAUAUACAGGCAAACUUUCUGAAUCCACAUACCUUAAAGUCCAUUCUAUUCAUAUAUGAUAAAUUUGAGGCAAAAGAAGAAAUGAUCUUUUGCAUCUGUAUGUACAAGUAAACCUUGCCAACACAGUGGUGUCUCACACCCCUUCAGGGCAGCACAUCAGGCUGCCUGAGAUAGGACACUUUCCUCAUAACCUGUGCUUUGUAGUUAUGACAAAUGGCUUUAAUUGCUCAUUGCUCUUUGCCAAGCUUGCUAUGUAUGGGAAACUGCUCAUCUUCAGCCAUGGUUUGCUGUCAGACUUCUCACACACUUGCAGUCACAUGUUUUUAAUGACUGUUUCUUUAUUUGUGAUUUUUGAGGAGCUGCUUCGGCCAAGGAGAUGAUGAUAGUAAUGUUAUUAAAGCAAUGUGAGGUGGAUACACAGAGUUAUAAAGUCCAAUCAGUACAUCCACAUCUUCACAAAAUGGGACAUUUCCUCCCAUCUUUACAUCUCAUGGGCAAGAGAGUCUCCCUGGAUUGGAUGUUGUUGAUCAAAACACCAGGGCACCUAUACAGGUGCCCUGUGCAUUAAGAUCCAGAAAGCAACAAGAAAGUGUGUCAAGUGCAAAUUCAUGGGAAGUCCAAGGUUGUACCUGUAGUUUCCCUCACCAGCCAGGCCAGCACAUUAAAUGUGCCAUUAUGUGUCCCCCUCCCCUAUUUAUCAAAAACAAAAAGCUGUGGAAUAAGCUGCUCAAUGAUGCUGUACGGUACUCAAUUGUCUGAAAUCUUGCUGUUUAGCAUGCACAUUAUCUAAAUUUGAUUGAUCUGUUGUGUCAGUAAAUUAUUAUGGUUUCAGUAUUGUACAGCUCAGUUGGCUGAGGAGGCAGGUAUGUGGAUCACCAAGUUCGACCGUGUAGGUAUGAAAAUUUAUGGCAGGUCUUCAAGUACCGAAAUAGCAAUAAAUCUAUUGAUUUUGUAUAAGUGAAGAAAAUGUUUCUUCAUGUUAUUUUUAAGCAUUUAUAUUUGUAAACAAACAUACAUAAAUUUUGUUAUAGAAUACUUUUUAAAUUUGAUAAAUCUACAAACAAUGGCUAUAGUGUCAUGCACACCUCAGCAUGCUGAUAGCUUCUUCAGUCUUUCAUGUAUUCUCACUCAUCACUCAUUUACCCACAUGUCUCAGUCAGGUUAACAGGAUCUGAUCUUCAGGGUACUUGUAUGCCACACAUUUGCUUCCAGUAGAAGAAGACCAAACAAUUUAGAAAUAAUAUAAGCAACUUUAAGGUCCUGAUUAAAUCAAGGAGCUCCUAACAUUUUGGAGCAAGUUGUUUGAUUUACACAAGUCUUGCUUAAAUGAAAGGGUGACUCUAGAGACAGUAAGAACACAGCUACACAACACACAGGGAUGAAUAGGGCCUUCUAUUUAUAAAUAAGGUAUAUCAAUAGUUUUGAAUCAUCCUGUGGCAUCAGUUAUUUUAGUGCAGGUCCAAGCAAAGUGGCACAACUCAAAAUUCUCCAACUUUCUUAUCCCUGUGAGUAGUUUUCGUGAGACACCCCACAGUUUGACUGCCAUACACAGACAUAUACAUACUCCUGAAGAAUGAGGAAGUACAUGGUGAACACUGGAUAAGCCAUGACACACCACAAGGCAAACAUUUUUCACAAAUCAGACCACAUAUAUUGUUAGGAGUUAUAAAACAGAAGAAAAGGCUGUAGUUAUGAAUUGAAAGGACCAUUGUGCAUCCUGGAAGAGAUUACAAGUAAACAGAACUGGAAUUAUGUACUUUCUGCUCAAGUUAUUAAAGAAAAAUCAAAUAAAAAUGUGAUCCAAACUUAAUACAAGGAACUUGCAUCAAUGUGAUACUUCACCUGAAAGUAUAUUAUAUAUGCUGACAUGUAUGUAGGCUGCCCAAUUUCUUCUCACUCAUAAUGUUCCUAGGGAAAGGCAUGUGCCCAAGUUAACAUCUAAAGAAAUUUGCCCUUCAAACAUUCCUUGGAUGUUUUGGUAUCAUCUCCAUGCACAAAUAAUGACCUCUUACAAGUAUUUGCCAGCCAGAGGAACUCUUACAGGCAGAAGUGACAAACCUGUGGGGUCUCAUGGCAAGUAUAUACUGAAAGUAUUAAUUAAAUAUAUAAGGGUAUGGUGCUUGGCUGGCGACCAAAUGUUUGAGAGUUUGAUCCUGUUUCACAGCAGCCUUUUCGUGAGAGAGGCAACGCUCUCUUGUAACCUUAGCAGAGCCAUACGGUCUUAGCCACCUAGCUCAGGGGAUGCUUUAUAACUUUUUUUUUAUAUAAGGGUUGUCAGAGGUCUAUUGGUAAGCCUAUGCAAGGUGCUAGUUCAGUUUCAUCACUUGCCACUGCAUCUCUUAUGUUUGCACUAAAAACUACUGGCUUGCAGGCUAUGUUUGUAAGAUGUUCCUGUUUAAAUAGAGAGCUUUGAUAAAUGCUCAGUUAUAUGCUAAGUUUAAUGAUUUAAGACUGUAUUCCAUAGAAUGUAUUGAGAAUCAUACUCAGAGAAUUUUCAAAUAUGUUAUUUUGUGAUCUGCAUUUGUGAUUGUAACUUAGUGAUGAAAAGUAUUUGUAACUGCUGCUCCAGCAAGUGUGAGGUGAGGCAGAGAAUGGGAUGUGUGGUUCAGAGAAGCUCAAUACCUUACUUAUAUGGACCGAGUGUACGCAAUUGUUCACUAAUAACCUUGAUUCUGUGUCCACAAAAAAGUUCUCUAUCACCAUGUCCAGCACUUCAUUGCACUUUCUGGCACAGCCCCAGAGCGAGGGGCUGGACAGCCUCCUUCCUUUGAUGCUCUGCUUAGUAAGUUGUAACAUUACAUGACUUAGGCAAAGUCUACAUUUCAAAGGCUUUGAUUAACUAGAAAGGAAAAAAUUACAUGGUGAAGUUGAACACCAGACAGUUGUGAUUAAUGUACAAGAAAUGAAGCAAUGUUCUUGUGAACAGUGUGUGCUGUGAGAGAAGUUUUCAGUCCAGUUUUUACAUGCUGCAAACUGUAUAUUUUUUUAAAAUGGUGUAACUAGUGCUGUUCUUUUGGAACAAUUAAACCUUUAAUACUGAAGUUUUAUAUGAUGCUCUGAGAUGUAAUGCUGUUGCAUUUUAAAAUAUAGCAUAGUAUGAUUUCAUUAUAUAUGUGGAGAGUUAUAGGCUACAAUUUUUAAUGUCAUAUUAGCUUGACAUGCUUCAGUUCUUGUGUAUGUAAAAACCUUUACUUAAAAUGUAUAGAUUCAAAUAUUGCAAUCUGAUGUGUUAGGAAACAUCUUAUGUGUGUAGAAUGUCUAAACUUAGGAAUGGUAAAGAAAUAGAACUGGUAGUUCCAAUGCAAAGUUUUGCACAGAGUUAAUAGAUGCUCAUGUUAUUUUCCUAACUUCGCAAAUUCACUGAAUAUUUAGGAUUACUAAACAGUGCUGCAAUCACUGUGUGCUCAGAGCCUGUGGAUGCUGCAUGUGGGCUGAGAUUUAGGGCUGUGAUAACUAUAUAUACCUAGAGCAUAUCAACACAAGCUAAUGCACUCUUCAAAGUUCAAUGCUGAUAAAAAAACAGUUGUCUGUCUUCUAUAUUGUUACUCUCCAGCUACCCUUUGUGACUGGUAGUGAUUGGUUGCACCAUUGUCAAUAAUUAAGUUGUAAGAUAUUGUACAUAGCUUGUCUCACCAUGAAUGUAUUUAACAUCAUAAAGGGAGAAAGCAGUACGUAUGCAGCAUUAUUUGUAAACAUUGUAAUCCUUAUCUGGUAAACCAUCUUCCUCACCACUGUGAUGAUGUACUACUUAUUUGUCAACACUGCAUUUAUAUAUUGAAAAAAUAGAUGCUACAUGAUUUCUUGGCAAUAUACUACAGCUUACAUUUA